AUGGUUUCUGACUGUGAGGACUCUGAAGAGGAUUUGGAUGAACAUCUAGUAGUUGCAAUUGAUGCUCCUAAGCUUCAGUAUAUGAGGCUCCGUGAUGGUCGGACCGCGAGUUUCGUACUAGAUAAUAUGGUUUCCCUUGUGAACGCCGAUAUCGACGCUGUGUUUAACUUGAUUCAGGAGGAGAGGUUUGACCCGAAUGAUUUACAAAAGAGAUCUAUGUUUCGUAAGUUUCUCGCUGGGAUCUCUGGUGUCCAAAGCAUGAUCAUCACGUCGAGUACUCUUGAGGUCAUUUAUGAUUACUCAAGAUGUGAGUCGCUACCUUUGUUCAAGAACCUAUCUUUCUUGCGUGUUGGGUCCUUUGGCUACAAGCGGGAGAUGUUGUCAAUGUUUCUUGAGAGAUGCCCAAACCUAAAGUCUCUUGCCCUGGUGAGGAUUAUCUACUAA
Messenger RNA from Thlaspi arvense, 444 nucleotides. NCBI's taxonomy places the organism in Eukaryota, Viridiplantae, Streptophyta, Magnoliopsida, Brassicales, Brassicaceae. The record is from the annotation of a GenBank genome assembly.